GUGGGCGAGAGAAAAAAGGGGAAGAUUUACUUUCUCUCUGAUCUAACACUGCAAAGGAGAGGCAGAUGAAGCCAAGAAAUGGCAUUUGUUUAUGUGACGACCCCCCUCCUCUUCCAAUCCAAACUCCUCUGCCUCUCUCUCCUCUACCUGCUCGCCACCCUCCCCCUCGCUCUCUACGUCUCCUUCUCCAAGUCCACCUGCCUCUUCCGAUCCCCAACGCCCUUCCCGACCUCCCGUCGCUUCUCCUACCCGCCAUCGUACUCCGAGCACAAGUACUCCCUCCCCACCGCCCACUCCGAUUGCUCCUCCUCUGUUCCCUUCUCUGAUUACGGCGAGGUUCUGGACGAGAUCCGCGAUCGCUGCCGGAAUUCGACGUCCUCCCCUGUUCUGAGAUAUCUGGAGGGAAAAGGCGACAGCUUUUCCGGCAACUUCUCUGCCCAGAAGAGGAAGUCUUUCUUCCGUCACAGACAUGGCGAUCAGGUGGCGAUCCCGUGCGGAUUCUUGCAGGAAUUCCCAGUUAAGGAAUCUGAUAGGUUGGCCAUGGAGAAAUGUGACGGAGUGGUGGUCGUAUCCGCAAUCAUGGGCGACCACGAUAAAGUCCGGCAGCCAAGAGGCUUGGGAUCUCACACGCUCGCAUCGGUUUGCUUCUUCAUGUUCAUCGAUCAUGCCACCCGCAAAGUCCUCGUCGCCCACGACAUCCUCUCCGACAAGGAAGGGGAAGUGAACAUGAUCGGAGUGUGGAGGAUCGUGACACUCCGCGGUGGCCGAUUGCCCUACGACAGCCCGGCGAUGAACGGAGUGAUCCCCAAGCAUCUGGUGCACCGUCUCUUCCCCAAUUCCAAAUUCAGCGUGUGGCUCGACGCCAAGGUGCAGCUGACGGUGGAUCCUCUGCUUCUGAUCCACUCCCUCCUCGUAUUACCAGAUGCGGACACAGCGAUCCCGAAGCACCCGUUUAACACACACACCAUGGAGGAGGCCGUCGCGACUGCGAGGUGGAAGAAAUGGGCGGACGUCGAGUCGCUGAGGGUGCAAAUGGAGACAUACUGCGAGAAUGGGCUGCAGCCAUGGUCGACCAGCAAGCUUCCUUACGAAACAGGUGAUCACUCUGCCGUGAUUGCUUCUCAAUCAACAAAGAAACCGUGCACUAUCUCCCUUUCCUUUUUCAGAUGUUCCGGAUUCUGCACUGAUACUAAGGAGGCAUGGAUUGAGGAGCAACCUCUUCUCCUGCCUCCUCUUCAACGAGCUAGGAGCAUUCAACUACCGAGACCAACUCGCCUUCGCCUACGUUCGGGAUCUCAUGGUGCCCAAGAUCAAGAUCAACAUGUUCGAAUUCGAGGUCUUCGAGCACGUGACCGUGGAAUACAGGCACAACCUCAGGCCCGAAGGCAGCCAACGGUCCGUCAAGAUGGCUUCCUCGCGAGACGUCAAGGGCAGCAGCUGCGAUGACUACCUCUUAAAGAUGUCGCAGAUUAAAGUCAAUGCCCGCAGCAGUACGACAUUGAGGGACAGAUAAACUUGAGACUUUGCAGUGGCCGGGAAGGGUUGUGUUUGGCAUCUGGGGAAGGAGAUAUUGGUGUGCACUGCACCAGUUGAAUCUACUAGUUACAUUAUUUCAGAUUUUUUUUUGUUUUUUGUUUUUUUGGUUGUAGUGAGGCACAACACAUAAACUUGAGACUUUGCAGUGGCCGGGAAGGGCUGUAUUUGGCGUCUGGGGACGGAGAUAUUGGUGUGAACUGCACCAGUUGAAUCUACUAAUUACAUUAUUUUUUUUUUUUGUUUCGUAAUGAUGCAACAAUAGAAUAGAUGAGGUGAACCACAUGGUGCUCGUGCUUUUGCCAGAGUUUG
Zingiber officinale is the source of this 1845-nucleotide messenger RNA. RefSeq names its product probable hexosyltransferase MUCI70. The transcript is spliced from 4 exons. Bases 79 to 1446 code for a protein of 455 amino acids. The record is from RefSeq and is a predicted model, not a curated record. NCBI's taxonomy places the organism in Eukaryota, Viridiplantae, Streptophyta, Magnoliopsida, Zingiberales, Zingiberaceae.